Miscanthus lutarioriparius is the source of this 861-nucleotide messenger RNA. NCBI's taxonomy places the organism in Eukaryota, Viridiplantae, Streptophyta, Magnoliopsida, Poales, Poaceae. The record is from the annotation of a GenBank genome assembly.
AUGGCGUGCUCCACCGGUCUCUGCUUCUCGGCGUCGAUUCUUCCUCUUCCAGCCUCUUGUUCUUCUGGCUCCUCCCACUUCCUCACGAUCGAGCGUGUGUCCUCUUCUCCGUCCUUGUCCAGAUGGACAAUCCAAUACAAGCAAUUGGGACAUACAUUAUAUCGGAGAAGCCACGUUCUGGCCUUUGCUAGUGCAGAUGCACCACAAGGCAAAAGAAGCUCAGGUGAGAAUGUUGUGAUGGUUGAUCCACUGGAAGCUAAGCACCUAGCUGCUAAACAAAUGCAAGAAAUUAGGGCCAAAGAAAAGCUGAAGAGGCGCCGUCAAGCAGAAGCGAUCAACGGGGCAUUGGCAAUGAUAGGACUGACUGCUGGAUUGGUAGUGGAAGCUCACACAGGAAAGGGCAUCUUAGGGCAGGCUGAGCUCAUGGCUCGCGUCUACGUUGGGAACCUGGAUCCGCGUGUCACGGCGCGGGAGAUCGAGGACAAGUUCCGCACGUUUGGGGUUCUGAGGAGUGUAUGGGUUGCUAGGAAACCACCAGGGUUUGCCUUCAUUGACUUUGAUGACCGCAGGGAUGCACAAGAUGCCAUUCGUGAAUUGGAUGGUAAGAAUGGUUGGAGGGUUGAGCUGUCAACCAAAGCUGGUGGUGGCCGUGGCCGAGACCGUAACGGUUCUGAUAUGAAGUGCUAUGAGUGUGGUGAAUCUGGCCACUUUGCACGUGAAUGUCGCUUACGGAUUGGUUCGGGAGGCCUGGGUAGUGGAAGGCGUCGCAGCCGAAGUCCUAGAAAUCGCAGCCGUAGCCGAAGUCGCAGCCGCAGCCGCAGCCCAAGAUAUCGAAGGAGCCCAAGCUAUGGCAGAAGGUAA